Molecule: messenger RNA, 1903 nt
Organism: Homarus americanus (American lobster)
Lineage: Eukaryota; Metazoa; Arthropoda; Malacostraca; Decapoda; Nephropidae
Product: probable pyruvate dehydrogenase E1 component subunit alpha, mitochondrial
Exons: 8
Coding region: 62-1333 (423 amino acids)
Biological process (GO): pyruvate decarboxylation to acetyl-CoA
Cellular component (GO): intracellular membrane-bounded organelle
Molecular function (GO): pyruvate dehydrogenase (acetyl-transferring) activity
Source: RefSeq, a predicted model, not a curated record
AACACUAUGACCCGCAGCAGAGGGCCGUCGAGGAGCAGCUGCUACCAACAACAACAUCAAAAUGUUGUCCAAAAUCUUGAAGUCUGUGAUCAGUCAGAGUCAAAUCAGUCAGUACAGUGCAUGGUCGGGCGCCCGCAGUACAGCUUCUCUCAUGUGGACAGACUUCUGGGAGUUGUCUAUGAGAGCUCUGGCACCCUUUAUGACAUCUGUUAGAAGUAACAGCACUGUAUCAGAAGCCACCUUUAAAACUCAACCAUACAAGCUGCACCGACUUGAAGAACCUCCCAGUGCUACAGCCACCUGCACCAGGGAUGAAGCUCUCCUCUUUUACCGUCAGAUGCAAAUUAUUAGGAGGAUGGAGUCUGCCGCCAGUAACCUCUAUAAGGAAAAGGCCAUUCGUGGAUUCUGUCACUUGUACAGUGGUCAAGAAGCCAUCUGUGUAGGUAUAAAAGCAGCUCUGAGGCCUCAAGACUCCGUCAUCACUGCUUAUCGUGACCAUGGAUGGGCGUACGUCAUGGGCUGCUCACUUAUAGGUGUCAUGGCUGAGCUGACGGGGAGGACACAAGGCGUGGCACGAGGCAAGGGAGGAUCCAUGCACAUGUACACCAAGAACUUCUACGGAGGUAAUGGUAUCGUAGGAGCACAGGUUCCCGUCGGUGCGGGUGUUGCUCUAGCCAACAAGUACUUAGAGAAUGGAGGCAUCAAUGUGUCUCUGUAUGGUGACGGUGCUGCUAAUCAGGGUCAACUUUUUGAGGCAUAUAACAUGGCCAAGCUGAUGAACCUUCCAUCUGUUUUCAUCUGUGAGAAUAAUGGUUACGGCAUGGGCACCAGUAUUGAUCGUGCUUCAGCCUCUACCAACUACUACACCCGAGGAGAUUAUGUCCCAGGAAUAUGGAUUGAUGGUAUGGAUAUGCUGAGUGUGCGGGAAGCCAUCAAAUAUUGUGUUGACUACUGCACAUCAGGAAAAGGCCCACUGGUACUGGAAGUUGCUACUUAUCGUUACCAUGGACACUCCAUGUCUGAUCCAGGCACCUCUUACCGCACCCGUGAUGAAAUCCAGGAGGUCCGCCAAACCCGUGACCCCAUCAUGUUGUUCAAAGAACGCAUUGUUGAUGCAAAUCUUGUUACUGCUGAUGAACUUAAGAAAAUUGACAGUGAAGUGCGUAAAGAAGUAGAUGAAGCCGUGAAGAUUGCCAAGAGUGACAAAGAGAUUGCUGUCCAGGAACUUGCUGCUGAUGUUUAUUCAAAUCCCUUGGAGUCCUCCAUUCGGGGCACAACACCCUUUGACCCUUACACACACCAGCGCCUCAGCAAAAUCAUCAAUCUGCACUGAUGUGUUCUUAGCAGUUGUGCUAAUGUUGUAACGUAUUAUACAUAUGAAAUUUGAACAGUACCUGUAUGUACCCUAUGUCUGUUCAGUGUUACCAGUGUUAGGUUUGCACCAUAAAAUGCUACUUGGUAGUUUCUGUACAGUACAAUAUAUAUAUUUUAAAACUGAUCACAUUCUAGCCAUUUUUGUUUCAAAUGAAUGCAAACUGUGGUUUCCAUAGUUUUUGUUUCAUUUAGAAAUGAAGACCUUUAAUUUUCUGCUGGGUGGGCUUGCUGUGCACACCAUGUUCCACCCACAACUUCUUGGUCCCCCCUUCUUGAGAUUCUUGGAUCUGCCCCUGGAAAUAUAUACAGGUAGAAUGAAUCCUUGGUAUAGUUGUGGAAAUGUGUUCCUAUCCACCCCGUGGCCAACCUAUAAUGACCUAUAGCAAACCUAUCCACCAACUACGUCCGUCGUUACAUGACCAGUGCACAUUCAUUCAUAAACAGUGAUACUACUACUGCAACGUUACCAUUUCAAGACACAGGUUACCACAUUUCUGAAGCUGUACGAGUACUGUACACAGUACAUUUA